ACAAAGUUGAGUACGGGGACCCAUACACACCCCUUUCUAUCCAAUGGACGCACGGUGAGAAAGAACGACCCACCUUCCUUUCUGCCCCACCAUGUUUCUAUCACCGCAUGCGCUUUCCUCGGGCCGUUUCUCUCAGCCUUUCGGUUUGGAGCACCCCGUCGGCAAGCUUCUUUCUGUGUAUUUCGUCUUGGAUCUUUCCCUUCCUGUGUAGCUCAUCGAUCAGUGUUAUACCCUAUUUCUGGUCCAUACUUCCAACAAAAACGGCGAACACAUCACUUCCGUCAUACAAAUACAGUAUGUCCCGUUAUUUCGGGAGAGUGGGAGAGGGGCACUUUUGCGGGAUGCCCUCGUGGCGUCGGUAUGGACAUGUUCCCACAGGCGCUUGCGCCUGUUGUUCAUGCCCCUUUCCUGUUAGGGUGCGAGCCAGUUGGGUCGUAUGGUAUCCACCCGACAGGUUUGGCCGUAAGUAUCAUUUCCCCUCUCAUAUUGAAACUCAUGCUGACAUCCUUACAUGUGCAGGAAUAUCUUACGUCGCCCUCAUUGUUGGGCAAGGAGCAAAUUUAAUGGUAAGCCGGUCAGGUCCACUCGUGUAUUUUUCGCCACUAACAUGAUUACGCCACUAGUGGGAGCUUCCCCUACAUUAGUCGAUUUGAUAGCUCAGCUUCGCCAUAUGGUACGCUAGAGGCAUGUUAACUGUAAGUACAGUUCUGGAUUCGUGCAGUGAUCUGUUCCACUGUUUCACCUAUCCUAGCAGACGUGUAUUUAUCCAGGUAGUUGUGUACAAUUAAUAUUACUUUUCAUUGCACUGUUUACGAGAGACGGUGCCUAUUGAGCUCUGCGUUACUUUCGUCUAUCUGGUAUCCACCC
Messenger RNA from Cantharellus anzutake, 867 nucleotides. RefSeq lists its product as uncharacterized. The transcript is spliced from 2 exons. Lineage: Eukaryota; Fungi; Basidiomycota; Agaricomycetes; Cantharellales; Hydnaceae. The record is from RefSeq and is a predicted model, not a curated record. The annotation marks the transcript as partial.